Salvia miltiorrhiza (redroot sage) is the source of this 1030-nucleotide messenger RNA. RefSeq names its product peptidyl-prolyl cis-trans isomerase FKBP18, chloroplastic-like. Gene Ontology annotation, molecular function: peptidyl-prolyl cis-trans isomerase activity. NCBI's taxonomy places the organism in Eukaryota, Viridiplantae, Streptophyta, Magnoliopsida, Lamiales, Lamiaceae. The record is from RefSeq and is a predicted model, not a curated record. The coding region runs from base 120 to 782 and encodes 220 amino acids. Gene Ontology annotation, cellular component: chloroplast thylakoid lumen. The transcript is spliced from 6 exons.
AAAAAAUAUUUAAAUUACAUUUAAAUGUUUAGUUAGAUUAGGAUGUGACACCUCUUUCUGUUUGGAUAAACAUAAGAAAACUGCAUUAUCUUUGGUUAGUUGGUGUCUCUCCAACGGUCAUGGCUUCUUCAAGAACCCUCCAAAAAUUUAUUCCCAAAAAUCCCCAAUUAUUUUCAGAACCCACAAUUCACGUAUGCCAAAAUGCUGCUGUUCCGCCAUUGCCAGUUUCAAGAAGGUGUGCAAUUCUCAUCUCCGUUCUACCAUUCUGCAUUGUUGCUCUUCCUCAGACAUUACUAGCUAGAGAGAGACGCAGUAGGAAGACCAUCCCUAUUGAAGACUAUAUCGUUACUCCUGAUGGGCUUAAGUACUAUGAUAUUGUCGAAGGGAAGGGUCCAGUUGCCGAAAAAGGAUCGACUGUGCAGGUGCAUUUUGAUUGUUUAUAUCGCGGCAUUACAGCUGUGUCGAGCCGGGAAUCCAAGCUCUUGGCCGGGAAUAGAAGCAUUGCCCAGCCUUAUGUGUUCCAAGUUGGAGCUGUGCCGGGGAAAGAGCGAAAGCGUGAGUUUGUGGACAGUCCGAAUGGUUUGUUCUCUGCACAGGCUGCACCAAAACCUCCAAAAGCUAUGUAUGUGGUGACAGAGGGCAUGAGAGUUGGAGGGAAGAGAACUGUGAUUGUACCCCCGGAUGCUGGUUAUGGGCCGAAAGGAAUGAAUGAAAUCCCGCCGGGGGCUGAAUUUGAGCUAAAUAUCGAGCUUUUGGAAGUAGUACCACCCGAAGGCAAGUGACAAGACACGGCUGGAUCGAAUGUUUCGUGUAUAAUCUCAUGUUCCCAUAACUUCACGAGUAACUUGAUUCAUUUAUGCUAUUAGCUGAACAAAAUGCGUUUGAGGUGAGCUUGUGUAUUCAUUUAGUCGACAAUUGAGAAACUAGAAUAGUCGGCUUAUGAAUGUGUUUUUGGGUGAAUCAUUUUAUCCCUUGUAGGAAUAGAGAAAUAUACGACUGAAUUAAUGAAACCAAAACGAUUCGUGUUGAA